Saccostrea cuccullata (small rock oyster) is the source of this 390-nucleotide messenger RNA. RefSeq lists its product as uncharacterized. Lineage: Eukaryota; Metazoa; Mollusca; Bivalvia; Ostreida; Ostreidae. The record is from RefSeq and is a predicted model, not a curated record. The transcript has a single exon. The coding region runs from base 1 to 390 and encodes 129 amino acids.
AUGGAGACGAAACGUCAGGAAAUCUCACAACCCCUGAAACAAGUAAUUGUGGAACUUUACUUAAACGGAGAAAAAAUGUCAGCUAUUGCAAGAAGUGUCAAUAGGUCUCUGGCUUCAGUGUACCGUAUUGUACGUAAAUAUGAAGACACAGGAUUAGUGGAGAAUUUGCCAAGAUCGGGUCUGCCUCGUUCUAUCGACGAUCGGGACUAUCGGAGGCUCCAGGGGAUUGUUAAUAGAGACCGGAGAGGACCCUUAGGAGAAAUUACAGCGCAGUUUAAUGAAAACAGAGCAACAUCUGUGUCUCAGAAGACUGUCAAACGUAGACUUCUAGAAAAUGGUUUCACUAGAGGUGUGUAUAAGAAAAAAGUUGUGAUUAAAAAUGUAAAUUGA